Messenger RNA from Mangifera indica (mango), 1594 nucleotides. Its product is annotated as sucrose-phosphatase 2. Gene Ontology annotation, molecular function: sucrose-phosphate phosphatase activity; magnesium ion binding. The transcript is spliced from 9 exons. Gene Ontology annotation, biological process: sucrose biosynthetic process. The record is from RefSeq and is a predicted model, not a curated record. Lineage: Eukaryota; Viridiplantae; Streptophyta; Magnoliopsida; Sapindales; Anacardiaceae. The coding region runs from base 166 to 1443 and encodes 425 amino acids.
CUUUUUGUCACUCUUGCCUCAAAUCCCUUUCACUUGACAAAUUACAAAAGAACCGCCAACGGAUUUGGAUCCAAUUCUCUCUUCUUCACAUAAUCCUUCUAUACCUUUUUUCUCUUCCUUUCAUUCGCCACUCAACUAUCCAGGAGUUAAAGGCAUAACACAAUCAUGGAUCGACUCAAGAACGCUGCACGUCUCAUGAUAGUUUCAGAUCUUGAUCACACAAUGGUUGACCAUCAUGAUCCUGAGAACUUUUCUCUGCUUAGGUUUAAUACAUUAUGGGAAUCUUUUUAUCGUAAUGAUUCACUUUUAGUUUUCUCAACUGGAAGGUCUCCUACACUUUACAAGCAGUUGAGGAAAGAGAAACCCAUGAUAACUCCAGAUAUAACCAUAAUGUCUGUGGGAACUGAGAUAACAUAUGGUUCCUCAAUGGUUCCAGAUGAUGGCUGGGUUGAAGUUCUUAAUCAGAAAUGGGACAGGAAGAUAGUUACAGAGGAAGCAAGCAAGUUUCCUGAACUUACUCUUCAGUCAGAGACUGAGCAACGGCCACAUAAGGUUAGCUUCUAUGUUGAUAAGAGUAAGGCCGAGACAGUGACAAAACAACUUUCUGAGAUUUUCAAAAAUCUUGGGUUGGACAUUAAAAUAAUUUACAGUGGAGGAAUGGAUUUGGAUAUAUUACCCCAAGGUGCUGGCAAAGGACAAGCUCUUGCAUAUUUGCUUAAGAAGUUUAAGAGUGAAGGGAAACUUCCAACUAACACGCUUGUUUGUGGUGAUUCUGGAAAUGAUGCUGAACUAUUUGGCAUUCCGGAUGUCUACGGAGUCAUGGUUAACAACGCUCAAGAAGAAUUAUUGAAGUGGUAUGCUGAAAAUGCUAAAAAUAACCCUAAGAUCAUCCAUGCAACAGAGAGGUGUGCAGCCGGGAUCAUUGAAGCCAUUGGUCAUUUCAAUCUUGGUCCAAAUAAGUCUGAGAGGGAUGGUGUAGACUUAACGGAAUAUAAGAUGAAAAAUCCCUCUCCUGCACAUGACAUAGUGAAUAUUUACUUGUUUUAUGAGAAAUGGAGGCUGGCAGAGAUUGACAAUUCUGAAAUCUAUCUUGCAUCUUUGAAAGCUUCUUGCAGUCCGUCUUCUGUUUGGGUGCAUCCAUCUGGUGUUGAGUUGUCUCUUAAUUCCUUGUUAAGUGUAUUGAGAAAGUGCUAUGGGGACCAACAGGGGAAACAGUUUCGAGUUUGGGUAGAUUCAGUAAUAACCACACAAGUUGGUCCAGGCACAUGGUUUGCAAAGUUUCACAAAUGGGAGUCAUUUGGUGAGGCAAGGCGAGGUGCCAUGAUCUCAGUGGUAGUAAGUGCAAAGGAGGGCGAUGCAUUUGAUGGGUACACUUACAUGCACGUGCAUCAGACAUGGGUGGAUGAAGCAGUAAAUGAAAACAAUCUGCCGGUGUGGUUCUGAAGUUGUUGCUGUUAAACAGGUUUUGCCUUAAAAUAGCGGGGUUGAUUGUUUAUAUACAAAACAACUUAAGGCUUCUGAGUUUUAACUACUAAGAUAAAUAAUAAAGACUUGUGCAUUCAGAUUUAUUGACAGCAGAAAAAUUUUAAGUUAA